Dentiscutata heterogama is the source of this 222-nucleotide messenger RNA. NCBI's taxonomy places the organism in Eukaryota, Fungi, Glomeromycota, Glomeromycetes, Diversisporales, Gigasporaceae. The record is from the annotation of a GenBank genome assembly.
AUGUUUGUAUUUCAAUUUCCAAAAAUUUUAACUUUAGUUUCGUCGGUUAUAGUUUCUCAAGUGAUUACAACGUUCUAUUAUGCAUAUAACAUUUGUGGCAAACUUCAAAUGGAUCUUCGUCGUGAAAAGAAUUUUACUCCUGCUCAACGAGAAACUUUUGCUUAUGAUGUACCACAAUCUGGACCUUUGGUAUCAAUCAUCUUCCGAUUUUCCAAUUCUUAA